This is a messenger RNA of Rhinocladiella mackenziei CBS 650.93, 2787 nucleotides long. RefSeq lists its product as uncharacterized. The transcript has 8 exons. The record is from RefSeq and is a predicted model, not a curated record. Gene Ontology annotation, biological process: transmembrane transport. Gene Ontology annotation, molecular function: ABC-type transporter activity; ATP binding; ATP hydrolysis activity. Bases 1 to 2787 code for a protein of 928 amino acids. Gene Ontology annotation, cellular component: membrane. Lineage: Eukaryota; Fungi; Ascomycota; Eurotiomycetes; Chaetothyriales; Herpotrichiellaceae.
AUGAACGCCUUCAGUUCUGCUUUGGAAAUCCUUACCCUAUAUGCUCAGCGCGGAAUUGUUGAGAAACAUGAUCGCUACGCUUUCUACCACCCGUCUGCCGAGGCGGUCGCCUCCAGUCUGAUGGAUAUGCCCUACAAGGUUAUAAAUACCAUUGUCUUCAACUCAAUCAUUUACUUUAUGACUAAUCUUCGACGUGAGCCCGGAGCAUUUUUCUUCUUCUUAUUUACCACUUUCCUUGCCGUUAUGGCGAUGUCUGGCAUCUUUCGAUCGAUCGAUUCUGCGUCUCGCACCCUGUCGCAAGCUAUGGUGCCGGCCGCGGUCCUCAUCCUGGCUCUUGUCAUGUUCACGGGGUUCGUCAUUCCCAUCGAUUAUAUGUUAGGAUGGUCCAGGUGGAUCAACUAUAUCGACCCUAUGGCAUACGUCUUCGAAUGUCUGAUGAUAAAUGAGUUCGCCGGCAGAGAGUACCUUUGCACAUCAUACGUACCGGACCCCUCAGUUUCCGGGUACGAAAAUGUUAAAAACAGCAACCGUAUAUGCUCUGCUGUUGGUGCUGUUGCUGGGCGUCAGAUUGUUCAAGGAACGGAUUACAUUAUAUCUUCCUUCCAGUAUUUGCCAAGCCACAAGUGGCGUAAUAUCGGGAUUUUGUUUGGAUUUAUCAUCUUUUUCCACGCUCUUUACAUGGGCUUCACCGAGUUUGUCACUGCGAAGAAAUCCAAGGGUGAAGUCCUAGUUUUUCGUCGUGGCUACAAGCCUGCUCAGUUUAAGGAGAGAAAAGACGACUCCGAGGCCAAUAUUCCUCUUUCUGCCGCCGUUGCUACAAAAAAUGCUACUGGGGGCGUGUCUGAAAAGGUCGUAGGUCUUAUUCAAGAGCGGACCAGUGUGUUUCAUUGGAGCGAUGUCUGCUACGACAUCAAGAUAAAAGGCGAGCCUCGCCGGAUUCUGGAUCAUGUAGAUGGCUGGGUGAAGCCUGGUUCUCUCACAGCCUUGAUGGGUGUAUCGGGCGCUGGAAAGACAACCCUCCUUGACUGCUUAGCCGAUAGAACUUCAAUGAACACUGGAUACGUCCAACAACAAGAUCUCCACCUCGAAACCACCACGGUCCGAGAAGCCCUCAACUUUAGUGCUCUCCUUCGACAGCCGAAACACCUGUCUCGAAAAGAGAAGCUUGCCUAUGUCGACGAGGUAAUUAAGCUCUUGGACAUGGAAGAAUACGCCGAUGCCGUCGUAGGCGUGCUCGGCGAAGGGCUUAACGUCGAACAACGUAAGCGGUUAACAAUUGGUGUUGAGCUUGCGACCAAGCCUCCACUAUUACUUUUUGUCGAUGAACCUACUUCUGGUCUAGACAGUCAGACUUCUUGGUCUAUCCUCGACCUCCUGGAGAAGCUGACAAAUAGCGGACAAGCUAUUCUAUGCACUAUCCACCAACCUUCGGCUAUCCUCUUCCAACGGUUUAAUCGGCUGCUAUUAUUGGAAAAGGGUGGGAAGACUGUCUACUUUGGGGACAUCGGCAACAGCUCCAAGACUAUGAUCUCUUAUCUCGAACGUAACGGCGCUCCGCCUUGCCCUGCAAAUGCUAACCCCGCCGAAUGGAUGCUGGAAGCUAUCGGUGCGGCUCCAGGCUCCACCGCUGACGUGAAUUGGCACCAGACCUGGCGUGAAAGUCCUGAGUUCGAUGCUGUCCAGACCGAGCUAAAAAGGCUUCAGGCCGACACUAAAAGCACUAUAGUCCAGACCGAAAACGAAGCGAAUUCGGGAGAGUUCGCAGCUCCCUUCAGCUUGCAACUUGAACAGGUCCUAUAUCGGGUCUUCCAGCAGUACUGGCGAACUCCGUCCUAUAUUUAUUCCAAGACCUCUCUUGUGACCUGCGUCUCAGCCUUCAUCGGCUUUGCAUUUUUCAAGGCCUCGAAUACUGUACAGGGCUUGCAGAAUCAGAUGUUCGCCAUUUUUAAUCUCCUGACAAUUUUCGGCCAAAUGGUGCAACAGACCAUGCCUUACUUUGUCGUCCAACGGGAUCUUUACGAGGUCCGCGAGCGUCCGUCGAAGGUUUACUCGUGGAAAGUCUUCAUGGUUUCCCAAAUACUUCCCAUUGGCCUGUAUAACAACGCGGAGCGAGAACACCAGGUCACGGAGCGCGGCGCCCUGUUCUUCCUUUUUCUCUGGGCUUUCAUGAUGUUUACAUCUACGUUCACAGAUUUUAUCAUCGCUGGUUUCCAGACCGCCGAGGCAGGUGCCAACAUGGCCAAUUUGUUGUUUAUGAUGUGCUUGAUAUUCUGCGGUGUUCUCGCCAGCCCUAAUAGUCUCCCACAGUUCUGGAUCUUCAUGUACCGGGUUUCGCCAUUCACCUACAUGGUUCAAGGUCUGAUGACAACAGCCGUCGCAAACACCAAUGUUGUUUGUGCCGCCAACGAGUACCUGCAUUUCGCGCCACCGGUCGGCCAGACGUGCGCCCGCUACAUGAGCGACUAUGUCGAUACUGCAGGAGGAUACCUGCAGAACCCUGACGCAACGGACACGUGCUCAUUCUGUACCAUAGGGAGCACCAAUACUUACCUCGGAGACCUUUAUGCUUACUACGGCCAGCGAUGGAGGAACUUUGGCAUCUUCAUGUACCCUAUCUUCAACAUCUCUGGUGCGGUGCUUGUGUACUGGCUUGCUAGAGUGCCCAAGAAGAGCUGCGCCAUCAGGAGAAGACAUGAAUCACUUAUCAGAGAAGGUAUUUGGGUGCUUGGGCGGUGGAUUCUAGAGGGAGUCAUCAUCUGUCGCCUUUUUGUAUUUAUCAACAUUUGA